Molecule: messenger RNA, 3729 nt
Organism: Haplochromis burtoni (Burton's mouthbrooder)
Lineage: Eukaryota; Metazoa; Chordata; Actinopteri; Cichliformes; Cichlidae
Exons: 7
Coding region: 630-3428 (932 amino acids)
Source: RefSeq, a predicted model, not a curated record
CGCAUUAAUUUUUGUAUUUGGAAUCAAGUAUAUGAGUCAGUUGGGCCUAGUGCAUAAAUGAAAUGCACUUUGAUUGUAUUAAAACAAUCAGUUUGAGUGAAAGUUUCCCAAAAUCAACAUUAGCAUUAGGAGAAGGAAAUUGGCUAUACCAGUUGUUAGUCCAAACUUUCCCUUUAAAGCAUCAAUUUGGUCUUUAUUCCAAUUAAAUUUAAUAUUUUUGUCCUUUUACACAUGUUUUUGUCCAUUUAACCUGAAGCUGAUCAGUUUACAUGAUUGGAUUUCUGGGGAAAUAGAUGGCUUUACAUCAGUGUUGGGUUUAGAGCUUUUAUUGACAACAGCAGGACAAGUUAGAAGUCAGGAACAUGAACUCUACAUGUGUUCAGUCGUCAUGUCCUCAUAUUGUUUCAAGCUGUGAAGAACAUGAGUGUGUUUCAGAAUACGUCCUCAUAUGGUUGGACCAACAACUCUAGUGUGUGUGUUACACUGUCCUCAUAUUGUUGGGUAGCAGAACUGUACUGUGUUAAGUUUCUAUAGAAUCUGGCAUAAGGAAGUCAGAUCCUUCUGUAAUAAUGUUCACUGAAACAAGUAUGAUCUGUAGUUAAUGAGCUAGUCAGCAUUUGUAGUACAGAAUGUUUCUGACAUUAUAUUGUUGUCUUUUGUUGCAGACACCAAGUGUUGAGACCCUGUCCCAACCUCCUACAGACCAAGAAGUGAGUGACAAAUCCACUUCAUUCCUCCAACAGACACCAAGUGUUGAGACCCUGUCCCAACCUCCUACAGACCAAGAAGCCAGACAAAAAUCUCGAGUUGUCACCUUUCAUCAGACAGCUACCUCAGAGCAGAUCUCUACUGAUGAAUUCUCAGAUUGUACGGAUUAUGAAGAUAAAGACUAUUUCCCAGAUUCAUGUGGCAGUUCCUCUGACACAAGUCUCCAUAGUGUGGACAUGAAAAUCACAGAAUCUGUGGUUCCCCAAAAUACGUUAAAUGACAUGGCAUUGGAGACGGCUUCAGGACACAGUGGGAAGAUCACCAGUUCAGAGAAACCUACAACAUUUAGUUUGUCACUGAGAAGUAGCAGUCACAGUACUUCGGUAACAAGCCGCAGUUUUGAUUCAUCAGGGGUCACAUCACCUAAAAACAGCUCCAUAAAAGUCCUACCUUUGCCAAACACGGAAAGACAAAGCAAGUACAACAAGAAGCAAUACUGUCUAUAUUGUAAAAAGGCCAUUGCUAAAUUGGCAAGACACCUUGAAUCUGCCCACGGUAAUGUGCCGGAAGUUGCAAGCGCCUUCAGUUAUGAUAAAAGAUCCCGCCAAAGAAGAGAUUUGUUGCGCUCUAUUAAGAAGAGGGGAAACUUUAACCAUAAUGCUACUGUGGCAACUUCUGGUGCUGGAGAAAUGGUUGCUUGUCGAAGACCCACUACUGCAACAGGAUCUGAGGACUACCGUCAUUGUAAAUUUUGUCAAGGACUAUAUGCAAGAAAUUGCCUUUGGAGGCAUGUGAGAAGGUGCCCUCAGAGGUUUAAUGAGGAAGCUCCCUCUGGGCAAAGACGGAUGCAUCUGCAAUUACCGAAACCUGAUCAAGUUCAUGAAGCUGUAUGGAAGAUUGCUUGUGAAAUGAAUCAGGAUGACAUUUCCUUUGUAGUAACGAGUGAAAGAGACAUUCUUAGCCUUGGUGAGUCACUGUACAAUGGCAGAAAACCAAAUGAGAAAAGGAAUGAUUACAUACGCCAAAAAAUGAGAGAGAUCGCAAGGUUAUUGAUAACCGCCAGAGCUAUGACACCUUUGAAGAGCACAGAAGACCUUGUUAUGCCUAGUAACUUUCCCCAUGUCAUACAAGCAGUCAGAGCUGUUGCUGGUUAUGAGCUGGAGAGCAACUCAUAUAAAACCCCAUCCUUGGCUUUGAAAUUGGGACACAGUUUGGCUAAAGUUGCAAGCAUUGUGCAGUGUAAAGCCAUCAUUGCAAAUCGCUAUGAUGUUGCAGAGUCAGCCAAGCAGUUUGCCACUCUGUAUGAAAAAAAGUGGUCAGAGUCCAUUUCAGCUGCUGCAUUGGGCACACUUCAACAAGCCAAAUGGAAUAAACCACAGAUUUUGCCAUUUACACAGGAUGUGUCACUGCUGCAUAAGUUUCUUGCUACUAAGUCCGCAAUGUACAUGAAGGACCUUGAGGAAAAACCCAACAGCACAACCUUCGGAAAUCUUGCUCAAGUGACUUUGACGCAGGUAGUGCUAUUUAACAGAAAAAGGCAAGGAGAAGUUUCAAAAAUGGAGCUCCAGGUUUUUACAUCCCGGAAUCGCACAGAGUUGAAUCCUGACAUUAUGAUCGGCCUAACUGAGUUUGAAAGGAAACUUGCAAAGCACUUUGACAGAGUUGAGAUUCGUGGUAAAAGAUCAAGAAUGGUACCUGUGCUUCUCACACCUGACAUGAUCACUGCAAUGGAGCUCCUCGCAAAAGCCAGAAGUGAGUGUCAAGUCCACACAGAGAAUGUGUACUUGUUUGCACGCCCAGGUGUCCUUUCCCAUUACAGAGGCUCUGACUGCUUUCGCAAGUAUGCAAAUAAAUGUGGUGCAAAGUACCCAGAGGCCCUUACCUCAACAAGAUUGCGGAAACAAGUUGCCACUUUGUCCACAGUACUAAAUCUAAAAGAAAAUGAAAUGGAUCAACUUGCCACCUUUCUCGGACACGACAUCCGUGUCCAUCGAGAAUUCUACCGGCUUCCAGAGAGUACCCUGCAGCUUGCAAAAGUCAGCAAACUGUUGAUUGCAAUGGAGAAAGGAAAACUGUCUGACCUGCAGGGGAAAGGGCUGGAUGACAUCGUGAUCAAUCCUGAUGAUGAAGCAGUUACAAGUGAUGAUGAUUCCAGUGGAGAAACCAUCACUGACCCUCAACAACACAAAGGCUCAAGGACCAAGAAUUCUGGGAACCAAAGCCACACACUUUACUCAGCUUCCCUGGACAAUAUGGAGGGCGCUUCUGCCUCAACCACCCUGGACAAUAUGGAGGGCGCUUCUGCCUCAACCACCCUGGACAAUAUGGAGGGCGCUUCUGCCUCAACCACCCUGGACAAUAUGGAGGGCGCUUCUGCCUCAACCACCCUGGACAACAUGGAGGGCGCUUCUGCCUCAACCACCCUGGACAACAUGGAGGGCGCUUCUGCCUCAACCACCCUGGACAGCAAAAACAUCAGCAACACUGCACCAGGAAAGGGUAAAGCUGGGAAGGCAAGGUGCAAGUGGACAGAUGAUGAAGUCAAGGCUGUUGAGCGGCACUUGCUUCAUUUCGUAACAAGCUGCAAAGUACCUGGCAAAAAGGAAUGUGACUCCUGCAUCCAAGCAGAGCCGGCAGCUCUGAAAGGCAGAGACUGGGUUGCCAUAAAGUAUUACAUCCACAACAGGAUCAUAGCGUUGAAAAGAAAGAUGAAUAAAUAAAAUUACAAAAUGCAGGUUCAGGAAUGCUGCAUCAGUUAAAAUUAACUUUAUUUUCAUUUUUAUUUUUUUAAAUUUUUGACUUUGUCUGUUGGGUUAGUAAUGACUAAGUUACUCAGUCCUUUCUCCUGGCUUUUGCCAUCAUAAGUUCAUACUCAAGGGAGAUAGUUUGUUACUCUCAGUUAUUUCAGUAUUGCAGGUCACUCUCAGUUAUUUCAGUAUUACAGGUCUCUGCAUUGCAUUGUUUAUACCCAUAAAUCUGUUUAUUAUGGGUGCAUUUUGUAAUUAAAAAAUAAGAAAGGCA